Closterium sp. Naga37s-1 is the source of this 5751-nucleotide messenger RNA. Lineage: Eukaryota; Viridiplantae; Streptophyta; Zygnematophyceae; Desmidiales; Closteriaceae. The record is from the annotation of a GenBank genome assembly.
AUGGAUGUUCUGUUGGGGAAUACGGGGAAGAAGGCCGCGGCUGGCGGGUGGAGAAAAUCCGCGUCCACAUCAUCAGCUGGGCCAGCAGUAGCAGCAGUGGGGCAGGGGAGGGCGAGGGGAGCGCAGACGGCAGGGCAGGGAUGGGGGCAGGGGAUAGGGCAAGCGGCGGGGGAGAGUGCAGGGCAGGGGUUAGGCCAGGGAGUGAUGGGGGGAAGCAGCUGGGAGAGAAGGGUGGAGGCGCAGGGGGAAGCGAUGUACGGCGGGCUGGGCGCGGAGGACGACGAGGAUGGGGUGCUGGAGGCGUAUGCUGUGGAUGAUUUGGAGGAGCUGGAUGCGGUGGAAGGGGGUGAUGGUGCAUGGAUGGUGGAGAGCGGUCAGGUGGGGGGUGGGUUUCAGGAGUUGCAGCAGCAGCAGCAGCUGCAUGUGCAGCAGGGGUAUCAUAUGGUGCAGCAGCAGCAGCAGCAGCCGCAACAGCUUUACCAGCAGCAAUACCCCAACGAGUACCACCAGCAACAGCAGUAUUACCAGCAGCAGCAGCUACGCCAGCAACAGCCACAGCCGCAUGUACAACCCUACCAAGAUCAGCCCGUUCAGCAACAACAACUGCCGCUGCAGCAGCAACCACAACAGCAACACCAGCCGCCCCAGCAGCAGCAGCAGCAGCAGCAGCAGCAGCAGCAGCAGCAGCAGCAGCAGCAGCAGCAGCAGCAGCAGCAGCAGCAGCAGCAGCAGCAGCAGCAGCAGCAGCAGCAGCAGACAGGAUACAACCGUCAGCUGAGAACCCCACCACCAGAGUUCCACUCCCCGCGGCACCUAGAGGAAAUGAGGCGCCGCUCCUCCUCCCUCUCCCCAGCACGUGGCGCUGUCUCUGCAUCAGCCUCGGAUGAGCGCAUUCCUCUCCACACUGCUGCUGCCGGUCGUUCCGACUGCUCCUCGCCUCUCAGAGGCGCCGCCCCUGGCGUCUCAGGUGGUGCCUCUCCUGCUUCUGGGUAUGGCGGCGGGGCGUAUGGGCAGCAGGAGCAGUACGGGCAGCAGGGGCAGUACGGGCAGCAGGGGCAGCAGGGGCAGUAUGGGCAGCAUGGGCACUCCAGCAGCAGCGGCAGUCUGGGGCAUGUGUCGCCUGGUCACGGGCAUAUGUCUCCUACCAUUGCGCGUCUCUCACCUGGUUCAGGUCAUGCCUCUCCCAGCAGGGGCCGUGCCAGUCCGGGUCAUGGAUCCCCUGGGCGGGGCUAUGCUGCUCUCGGCCCUCGAGACAGUGAUCCGCGCGACGGUGCACUGACUGGCUUGCCUGCUGCUGCUAUCGGUGCUGCCGAUGCUUCUGGGCCUGCUGGUGCUACUGCUGGUUCUGCUGCCGGUGCUGCUAGUGCUCGCUCGCCUGCGGCUGCUGGUCGUGGGGCGUAUGGGAGAAGCCAAGGGGUUGAGAACGGUGGAGGAGGGCGGAUGUCCGCGCAGGCAGGCGCGGAGCAGCAGAGCGGGGGAGAGCAAUCCGCAGGAAGGGUGGACGGGCGGGUGGGGGGAGCGGAACCGGCAAGGGCAAGCCUGGGCGGAGGAGUGGCGAGGGAGGCGGAGGAGGGCAAGCAGGAGGGCGGAGAGGGACGUGUGGGGAGUGGGCGGAGAGGGGAAGACGAUUUAGUGGCUGCCGCUGCUCUGGUUAGCGGAGCAGCGGGUGCUGGUGACGACAGGGAGAAUGAGGCGGGGACAGGAGGAGCAGGAGCAGCAGGAGGAGGAGAAGGAGCCGCAGUAGGGGAUUCAAGCGUUCUACCUUCUGCCGGUGGUUCCGGGGCUGGUGCUGAUGCCAGUGCUGGUGCAGGGGUUGCAGCAGCAGGGGCCGCGCCAGGUGCUAGUGCAGAGGCGCCUGGUAGGAGAGGUGCAGGCGGGAAUGGAAGAGGAGGAGGAGGUGGAGGCGGAGGGGGUAUUUCAGAGAUAGCACUGGCCCGGAACCUGAGUCUGCAGGUGAAGAAGGCAGAGCAGCAGGUCUCCCUGGACAGGAAUCUGUCUCUUCGCAACAUCAAGAAGCAGGGCAAGGACCUGGUACCAAAGCUGACCACUCUGCUCAAGAAGUCAGGUAUGCUUGGUGCAGCAGGGGUGGGUGCAGCAGGGGUGGGUGCAGCAGGGCUUGGUGCAGCAGGGCUGGGUGCAGCAGGGGUGGGUGCAGCAGGGCUUGGUGCAGCAGGGCUUGGUGCAGCAGGGCUUGGUGCAGCAGGGCUUGGUGCAGCAGGGCUGGGUGCAGCUGGGCUGGGUGCAGCAGGGCUUGGUUCAGCUGGGCUGGGUGCAGCUGGGCUGGCUAGCUCAGCAGGCGCGGGAAUAAGCUAUGCGGGCGCGGCAGGGCUGAGCGCAGCAGGCGCGGGGAUCAGCGCAGCGGGGGCGGGCAUCACUGCAGCGGGGGCGGGCAUCAGUGCAACGGUGGGGAAGAGACCGCCCAAACCCGGGCGGUCUGCGACUGAGAAGGAGCGCUCCAUGCCUUCGCUCUCCAUGCCCUCCAUGCCAAGGUCACUCACCCUCUCAAGGCACAAGGACGGGCCUGAACGGCCAGAGAAAACUUUUGGGGACCUACCCGCACCCAAGCGCACCCAUUUCCAGUACUCUGAGCUCCAGGCAAGCACUCUUGCACUCCCACUCAUACUCGCAGUCACUUUUAUGUGCACACACACACACAGUCACACUCCUAUGCAAGCAUGCUUGGCUUCACUCUCAUGUUCAUGCCGUGCUUACUCGUGCUUACACUCACAACAAUCACCCUUCGCCCUCUCUCUCUCCGCACCCUCCCUCCUCUCCCUUCUCCCUCCCCUCCCACCUCUCCCUCCCCUCUCUCGUCUCCCUCCCUUGACCCCUCUCCCUCCCCUCUUCGCUCUCUCCCCAUCCUCCCCUCUUUCCCCCCCCUCCCCUCUCCCACAUCUGCCUUCGCUCUCUGCUCUCUUUCUACCACCAUCGCAGCUGGCGACGGGGAAUUUCGACGAGGCCAAUGUGCUGGGCCAGGGCGGCUUUGGGAAGGUGUACUACGGGGUGCUGCCCGUGCAGCCAGCGCAGGUGGUGGCGGUGAAGGUGCUGACAAGGGGCGGGUCGCAGGGCGAUGAGGAGUUCACGAUUGAGCUGGAGCUGCUCAGCCGACUGGAGCACAAACACCUGGUGAAGCUGUUUGGGUUCUGCAUGCGCUCGCAGCAGCGCCUGCUCGUCUACCAGUUCCUGCCCAACGUCCCCUUCUCUCUCUUCCAUCCCCCUGUUUGGGUUCUGCAUGCGCUCGCAGCAGCGCCUGCUCGUCUACCAGUUCCUGCCCAACGGCUCCCUCACGGACCACAUGCACGGUGGGUUGGUGCUGCUGCUGGUGGUGGUGGUGGUGGUGGUGGUGGUGGUGGUGGUGGUGGUGGUGGUGGUGGUGGUGGUGGUGGUGGUGGUGGUGGUGGUGGUGGUGGUGGUGGUGGUGGUGGUGGUGGUGGUGGUGGUGGUGGUGGUGGUGGUGGUGGUGGUGGUGGUGGUGGUGGUGGUGGUGGUGGUGGUGGUGGUGGUGGUGGUGGUGGUGGUGGUGGUGGUGGUGGUGGUGGUGGUGGUGGUGGUGGUGGUGGUGGUGGUGGUGGUGGUGGUGGUGGUGGUGGUGGUGGUGGUGGUGGUGGUGGUGGUGGUGGUGGUGGUGGUGGUGGUGGUGGUGGUGGUGGUGGUGGUGGUGGUGGUGGUGGUGGUGGUGGUGGUGGUGGUGGUGGUGGUGGUGGUGGUGGUGGUGGUGGUGGUGGUGGUGGUGGUGGUGGUGGUGGUGGUGGUGGUGGUGGUGGUGGUGGUGGUGGUGGUGGUGGUGGUGGUGGUGGUGGUGGUGGUGGUGGUGGUGGUGGUGGUGGUGGUGGUGGUGGUGGUGGUGGUGGUGGUGGUGGUGGUGGUGAGUGUGCUAGUGAUGAGUGCAAGAAGAGGGAGGAGAACGGCCCACUGUCGUGGGAGAGGAGGCUGCGGAUAGCCGUGGGGUCGGCGAGGGGCCUGCAGUACCUCCACUCGCAGAGGCCCCAGAUUCUCCACCGCGACAUCAAGUCGUCAAAUAUCCUUCUCACCGACAACUUUGCUGCCAAGGUGCAUCGAGGGACAAGAUUAGGAGGCGGACUCUGGGUGUGCGAAGCUGAUAAAGCAGACGAUCAAGGUGGAGGACCCGCAGACGGGGCAACAAUGAGGGUUCAUCCCUUCCUCCGGCUCCCUUUCCCCUGCGCACACACACAGGUGGCGGACUUUGGGCGUGCGAAGCUGAUAAAGCGGACCAUCAAGGUGGCGGAUUUCGGGUGUGCGAAGCUGAUCAAGCAGACGAUCAAGGUGGAGGACCCAGUGGCGGACUUUGGGUGUGCGAAGCUGAUCAAGCAGACCAUCAAGGUGGAGGACCCAGUGACGGGGGAGCUGGUGGAGCGGCUGGGGGAGAGCGUGGAUGUGGCCAUGGGCACCCAUGGUCACAUGGCGCCUGAGAUUCUCAUGACUGGGGAGAUCAGCUCCGCUACUGACGUGUAUAGUGCGUCGCUGAUCCGCUUUGCAGAGCUGGCGCACUCGUGCAUCCUCUUUGACCCGCUCUCCCGCCCCUCCAUGGCGGAUGUUGCCCAUGCCCUCCAUGCCAUCUAUCUCGACAAAGACUACAGCUCGAUACCCUCUGCUGCUCAACAGAAGCGAUCCCAAUCCCAUUCCCAACACCAACACCAGAACCAGUCCCAAUCCCAGGGCCAAGCGGCCCAGUCCUCCUCCUCUCGCUCCUCCCCCACCGCCUCUGACGAUGACGGCAGCAACCGCGGGUCACACCAGAAAGGCUCUCAACACAACAGCCACAGCAGCGGUGGCAGUAACUCGGGUGGCGUGGUGGGAGCGUCGGGUCUGAAGGACAAGGAGCUCUUCACGAAGCAGGACCCGUACGUCGUCGUGGAGUACGGUUCGCAACGGUUCCGCACCAAGACAGAUAAAGAUGGCGGCACUACCCCUGCAUUCAACUCCACGUUCCACCUGCAGUUGUUGCCCGGUGUAGAGGAGUUCUCUGCGGUGCUGUGGAAUGACAACCUGGGGCGCGACGACGUGAUUGGCAGCUGCCGGGUGAAUUUCCGCCAGGCGUUCUCCAUGGGCGUGUGGGACAUGUGGCACCCCGUCUACACCAAGAGCCAGAAGCAACGUGGCAGCCUUCAUUUGAUUAUCAAAGCUCCUGGGGCUAGGGCACCUGGAGGAUACCCCCCAUCAUCAUACCCACCUGCACCGUACCCCACCGCACCAUACCCCCCAGCCCCAGCAUACCCUGCAGGGUCACCUUACCCGCCCCCAUCCGGCCCACCAAACCCCUACCCACCCGCUCCAGGCCACCCCGCCCCUCCCCCAUCCGCCUACCCUCCCCCAUCCUCCUCCGCCCCUCCCCCAUCCGCCUACCCUCCCCCAGCCGCCUCCCCCUACCCCCCUGCGUCCUCCUACCCUGCCCCUUACCCCCAGAGCGCACCCUCCCCCUACCCUGCUGCCCACACCGCCCCUCCUGCCUACUCCAAGCCUCCUAGCGUUUCCUCUUCGGUAAACACUGUGCUGGGAGCAGUGGGAGCGCUGGUGGGAACAGCAGCAGCAUAUGCUGGGCAUGGGCAUAGUCAUAGCCAUUACCCCCCUGCGCCCUAUGGGUAUCCUCCCCCUCCUACUGGUCCGUAUGGGUAUGGGGCUCCCCCGGUUGUGGUACACCACCAUGGGCAUCAUGGUUACGGGCACCACCAUUAUAAGCACAAGUAUAAGCGCAAGGGGUUUUUUGGCCGCCGCAAGGGGUUCUUCAAAUGA